AUGGCGGAGGACCGGAAGUUUGAGUACCCGGACAACAUGACGGACGACGAGAUCGCGAGGCUCGGUGUCCUCGUCUCGGAGGUGGACCGACCGGUGCAGCCGCGGCUGCCUAGGUACGCCUCCGACAUCAUGUCGCCGGGCCUCACGGAGGAAGAAGCCCUACGACUGGGGCUAGAGGACUCGGCCACGCCACCGGUUCAACCGCCGCCUCCGCCACCGGCCUGGGCUCCUCCACCUCCGCCACCGGCCUGGGAUCCUCCACCUCCGCCACCGGCCUGGGCUGCUCCACCUCCGCCACCGGCCUGGGCUCCUCCACCUCCGCCACAGUCCUGGGCUCCUCCAUCUCCGCCACAGGAGUGGGCUCCUCCACCUCCACCACCGCCGGCGGCACCGACGUAUGUUCCGCCGCUUCCCAACUGGCCGUGGGUGGUACCGGAGCUCGUCGUGAUCGACAGCGACAACGAGAACCAGUAG
Molecule: messenger RNA, 474 nt
Organism: Lolium perenne
Lineage: Eukaryota; Viridiplantae; Streptophyta; Magnoliopsida; Poales; Poaceae
Source: RefSeq, a predicted model, not a curated record